UUGGAGCUGAGGUCGCCGCCGAGGCCUUCGAGCUUUGGUCCCCGCCCCUACCUCUGACCGUGUUGAAAUUUCGCUCCUCUCCUCACCCUCUGCAGAAGCUAUGAUUCCCCUCCCGACGGCCUUGAAGCGAGUUGGGGGGAAAAGUAUCUUCUGGUUCUAAUGUGAAUUGUGAACUACUGAUAUGUAGAAAAAGAGAAAUUCCACAGAAUUUUAUCAUUAAUAUCUGAAGUCUGUAAAAAGUGUACUUCAGAUUUCUCAUAAUUUUCCUGAAGAAGAGAAUCUGAUAUAUGACUAGAGACCAUUUUUUAUAACAAUGGGGGAAAGAACAAGAAAUUCAGAUUCUGAUCAAGACUGUAAGUCAGAUAAACAUCAUGACUAUUACUAUUCAUCUGAAUUUGAAUCUACUCUGCCAAAGUCUUCUGACCAGUCAUCACUGGUCAAUUGCUAUUCACCUGCAAGUAUUAAAAGACAUAUUUCACAUAAACAAGUGCUUGUACCCCAAGCUCCUAAGAAACCAAAACCUAAGGAUGUACUCAACAGAAAGGGAGUUCGUGUGGGAUUUCAUUCCCAGAACCUCAAUAAGGAGCCACUUCAGAAAGAUAAUGAUCUUGUUACAAAACGGAUUCUUUCUGCAAGACUGCUAAAAAUCAAUGAUUUGCAGAAUGAAAUAACUGAACUUCAUAUCCAGUUAGAUGAACUUACCAAAGAAAAUAAGGCUUUGAAAAGGCUGCAAUAUAGGCAUGAGAAAGCCCUGAGUAAGUUUGAAGAUACAGAAAACCAAGUGUCACAACUUCUUGCUUGUCAUAACAACGAGAUCACAGCACUCAAAGAACGCUUAAGAAAAUCCCAAGAAAAAGAACGCGCAGCUGAGAAAAGGGUAAAAGAUACAGAGGAUGAGCUACUCAGGACAAAAUCCUCCUUACAAAAACUGAAAAGAAUAUCCGAAGCCAGGCAAUUACCUGAACGAGAUGAUUUGGCAAAGAAACUAUUUUCAGCAGAGUUAAAAUUAGAUGACACAGAGAGAAAAAUAAAGGAACUGACAAAAAAUCUUGAGUUAAGUAAUAAUAGUUUCCAACGACAAUUGCUUGCUGAAAGGAAAAAGGCAUAUGAAGUUCAUGAUGAAAAUAAAAUCCUUCAAAGGGAGUUGCAACAGUUACAUACCAAAUUAAAGGAAAAGGAGAGAGAACUGGAUAUAAAAAACAUCUAUUCUAAUCGUCUACCAAAGUCCUCUCCGAAGAAAGAAAAAGAAAUUAUAUCAAGAAAAAAUGCUGCAUGCCAGGUUGAUUUUAUGACCGAAUGUACAAAAGGAGUACAAACCAUUGAAGACUUCAAAAUGGAAGAAGCUUUUGUACUACCACAGACAGUUACAUAUAAUGAACAUAGAUCACAAGAUCCUGAGCAUCUUAAAUGGCUUGCAUCUGAAAAAAAGAAUCUGUUAUGUCAAGAGACUGAUGAAUAUGACAGAGCAGGGGUCAUAAACACAGUGAUGGACAGAGAAAAAAUUUUCAUUAGAUAUCAGGAACAUCAUAUGAAGCAGAACUUUGUGAAGCAAGAAAAUGAGUGGGAAGGAGAAAAAUCAGUUAAAAACCACAAAGAAAACACACUUUUAUUAGAAAAAGGAGAAAAGGCAGCAUUGGAAACUGGCAGAUACCAAACAGAUAUGUACUACAUUCAAAAUACUGAAGAGGAAGAGGAAGAAAGACAGAAGAGAAAAAUGCUAAUUGCUAAGCUAAAUGAAAUUGAUCGAGAAUGCCAAGAUGUCCAGGAUCCCAAAUGUGCUCCUCUGCCACUGUUACCUGAUUUAAAAUCAAAACUGGACUCCUCAGAAAGUAGUCCCACUAAAUACACGUCUUCUGAAUCUGAGAGAUUUUUUAAUGGGCGUCAUAUGCAAGAUAUCAGUUUUUUAACUACAAAAGAUGAUCAGGAUGAAGAAAAUAUUACAAGUCAAGCCUCUUCAAAUGAGAUUUCAUUUGGCAGUUAUGUGCCUUCAUUUGCAAAAACAUCAGAGAAGCCAAGUCCAGUUAGCCAAAAGAGUAGCCUUUUGGAUUUCCAAAAAAACAAUACAGACAAACUUAGUAAAGAUGAUGUAGAUCUAAUUGCAAAAAGAGAGAGAAAAGCUAACCUGAUGGAACAACUAUUUGGAACCAGCAGCAGCAGCACUGUUUCAUCAAAAAAUGGUGAACCACAUCAUCAAAACAAAGAAGACUUUGACCCUCUAAAUUUUCUCCCAGCAGAUAAAAGCAGCAAGGAGAGAGACCAUGAUGAAGAUAAUGACUUUUGCUUCAACGAAGGAAGAAGAUUUACUCCAAACAGACAUAGGUUAACACAUGAAAACCGUAAACCUGCAGUAAAAGUCGUUGAUUCUGUAGAAGAUGAAAUUGAAGAAGUAAUACUGAGAUGACUUAUUAAGCAUAAAUAUUUUUCCAAUUGUACAUAUUAAAAUAUUUUAAUAUGAUAUUUUUAUAAACAUUUAGACUUACAAACAUUUGAAUUUUAAUACUUAAAAUUCCUAUAAGGAAUAUUUUAAUAAAUAUAUUAAAAUAUAAAGUAGAUCACAUUUACUAGGUUGCCAAGAGUGAAGGAUGUGUUUUUGAAUGAAACUGAAAUUAGAAAUAUAUCUUACUUGGUUUAUGCUUAUUUGUUAUGCUUCUUUCUUUCUUUGUUUUUGAUCAUAUUCUUACAAUCUAAAUACACACUUUGCUGCUAAUUGUUGAGUGACAAUUAAGUUAAAUUGUGUUGGGAAGUGUAAUGGAGAAUGAACACUUUUUAGCUACCUUAUUCUGGGUGGUGGUGGUUGGGAUCGGGGGAGAUCCUUUCUUAAAUGGCACAGUUCUUUUAAAUGAAAGCGACAUUGGAAUUUCUCAUUUCUUUGGAAAUAGCCACAGUUAAAUGUUACUCAUUUAAAAUCCCAUUUACAGUCUUAGUGAUCACUUACCUACAACUAACAAGUAACUUACCUACAACUAGGUUGCUGCCACAAAAGGUUGAAUUCAAUAGACAUUUGUCUGUUUGCAUAAACAGAUCAACUGUUAUGCCUCCCAAAGGGUUAGGUAGAGUGUACUCAGUAACUUCUCUCCUUUAUUCUCUUUCUGUCUUAGUGACUGGGUGCAGGAUUUCAUACCAAGUACAAGAAAUAGAGUAAAUUUCAUCCAUAUAGAUUUUUAGAUGAUUAUAUUUCCAAAGUAAUGGAAUCUCGAAAUUUUACAUAUACUUUUUUUUUCAAUGUAGGAGUACUGCUAUUUAUUCAGCCAUUUAAUUAAGGUGAUUGAAUUGGGCAUGAACUCCACAUUACUUUUUUUUAAUUCAGAAUGUUAAUUUUAUUCUAUUAUUUUAUUAUUAUUCUUUUCCCCCUUUUUAUUGGUUCACUGUGAAAUACAGUCACAAAGCUUUCAUGUUUGAGCUUUGGUCAUACGAUCAUCAAACACCCAUCCCUUUAUUAGUGCACAUUUUCCACCCCCAAAGUCCCCAGUAAUCUCCUUCCCAACCCCACCGCCAUUUCAAUCCUUCCCCUGCCUGUGUGGCAGACAAUUUUCCCCAUACUCUAUCUAUACUUUAGUUGCAUUUAAUAUUUCAACGCCAGUCUCACCACCACUCAAACCUGCCAAAAAGGCAAUGCCAGACGAUUUGUUUUGUAUUGCUUAUUAUGAAUGGAAUAUAACGUCCAGGAAAUUCUGUGUCAUUUUCUUCCUAAAGCUUUACUUUAUAGUUUUUGGGUCUUAGCCCUUGAUGUUGAUGAGAUUACAUGGUGCCCAGGGCAGUUUGUGGGUGUGACUGCCAAACUUCUGGAAAACUGGGGACCUGGUGGGAGGAGGCCCAAUCCCGAUUCAAGCGGGCUCGGAGACCUCAGUCACGGGUUCCUGCAUACCUGGGUUUUCCUGCCAGUCCGCUCUUGGGUAAGGCUUGUUCUUGAGUGUGUGGAGAGUGUCCUUGAGCAUGGCAGCAGUUGGGUUCUGGAGGUUUUUGUCUGCUGAAUUCUGUUUGGGGUGGGAGGGGAAACUCAAUCUGUCCCUGUCCGAGGUGCCCCGGUCAGGACAGCCUGGCACGGGGUCAGGAGAUUCUGCAGCACUCUCUACCGGGAGCUUAAGUUUAUGGUCUCUGGGUCUUGGCCAUUGAUGAGAUUACAUGGCCCUGGGGGCAGUUUGUGGGUUUGACUGCCAAGCUACUGGAAAAAUGGGAGUCUGUGGGGAGGAGGCCUAGUCCCAAUCCAAGCAGGCUUGGAGAUCUCAGUCACGGGUUCCCACUUACCUCCGCGCCACUGGCCCUAACUGCAUCCUUGGAUCUCUUUUGAGAUUUAUGGGUCUCUGAAAUAAGGCCAAUAAAUGAGCUUAUAUAAGCUGAGCCAGAGGUGGUUUGUGGGAGUGGCUCCCAUAUACCUAACUUUUGGUCAUUUAAUUUCUUGGUAAACUUGGCCCCAAGUUGUUGGGGUCUGGCCAAAGGCACAGCAUCAGUUUUGGGGUAUCUGGAAGUUUGAAGACACCAUCAGGCUGCUGAUGUACUCACCUCACAGGUACAGGUUGACCUGCUUGCGUCAUCGUACCCCCUUAACAUAUACUUUUAAGAUGUAAACUUACCAUCAAAGAGUAUAAUAUCCUGUUUAACUUGUAUAAUUAAUUUUAAAGCACUGUUGUGAGAACCGUUUCACAGAUGGGGUGUUUACCAUUCUGGGUACGGUAGGUGGAUUUUUGUUGAAAGGUAUUGGAGUUUUGCUAUUUGUAGCUCACUUUGGCUGCCAGGGAGUUGAUGAUUAUGUGAGAAUAGUCUUUAAGAAGUAGUGGUACACCACAACCAUGGAAACUAAACACGUAGAAUGAAGAAUGAUUGAAAUAGCAAGUCAGAGGUCGAAUGAAGAGAUUUAGAUUGGCACUUACUCUAAAAUGAGCUGUUGUUUCAAAAAUUUACUACAUAAAAUGUUCAUGGUAUUUUUUUUAUGCUAAGUGUACAUAUCAUUGAGGGGGAUAAAAUUACUAUUUCACUUGGCUUCUUAUAAAGGCUUAUUAUUCAAUAUCAUUUACUUUAUAGUUUUUGGGUCUUAGCCCUUGAUGUUGAUGAGAUAUUUAAGAAACUUACAUGGUUAGGUGGCUAGUUAAAAUAUAUACCACUGAUAAUCUAAAUUAUGUUCCUAUCAUUUAUUGGGAGCAGAAUCUCCCUAAAGAUCUAAACUGUACUAAAGGUUUUAAAGAAACUUUAUGUCUGAUACAAACAAGAAUUUAGUAUGUUGCACAUCAUUCUAGUAUAUGUGAAAUAAUAUUAUUGAAUUGUAGUUCUUACUACAUAAAAUUUUAUGCAAUGUUAUCAUAGCUGCUAAUUUUUCUGCCAAAAGAAUUCUAAUUUUAGGUAUAAAAAACCUAGUGGAGUUUUAUGUUUAGGUUAUUUAAAUUAAUCUUUUGCUUUUUUCUAUGAAUAUUUUAUAUAUUUUGACCAGAUGCCACAAGACAUAAUUAUUAGAAGGUUAACUGAAGAUUGACUUGUAAAGCUAGAAACAUUAUUAAAAUUGGAGAGUAAAUGUACAGAACAAGUUUUCUUUAUGAACAAGCUUUAGAGAAUAAAUAGCUUUUUUUUUAAUUGUAAAGUUAUUUUUGUUUUUGUACUAGAACUGUUACUAAUAAAGAUGAA
This is a messenger RNA of Sorex araneus (European shrew), 5613 nucleotides long. It is a transcript of the gene LCA5, whose product is annotated as lebercilin LCA5. Gene Ontology annotation, biological process: intraciliary transport. Lineage: Eukaryota; Metazoa; Chordata; Mammalia; Eulipotyphla; Soricidae. The record is from RefSeq and is a predicted model, not a curated record. The transcript is spliced from 8 exons. Gene Ontology annotation, cellular component: axoneme. Bases 314 to 2401 code for a protein of 695 amino acids.